This is a messenger RNA of Vigna radiata var. radiata (mung bean), 1828 nucleotides long. RefSeq names its product riboflavin biosynthesis protein PYRD, chloroplastic-like. Gene Ontology annotation, molecular function: diaminohydroxyphosphoribosylaminopyrimidine deaminase activity; zinc ion binding. Lineage: Eukaryota; Viridiplantae; Streptophyta; Magnoliopsida; Fabales; Fabaceae. The record is from RefSeq and is a predicted model, not a curated record. Gene Ontology annotation, biological process: riboflavin biosynthetic process. Bases 405 to 1688 code for a protein of 427 amino acids. The transcript has 3 exons.
AGUUAACUGUGAACAGCUCAUUCUCCAUCACAGUUUUCUCCCCGCUUCUUACAUCCUACAUUGCUUUCUCAACUCGCGCCAUGUUGACAGCUUGCCGCCGUUAAAGGCUCGUAACCGACUAAGGUUUGCUGCGUUGAAGGCUCGUCGCGUUGAAAACUCACCGCUAUCGAAGGCUUGUCCGCAUUCUGCCGUCGCCGAAUUGUCAAAGGCUCUACCACCAUCGUCGAAGGUUCAUCGCCGUCGAAGGUUCGCCGCUGUCUCUCUAAUUGAGUUGUGGCAUUGCUACGUAUAGCACCGCACAAGCUGAAAUGCUGCCAUUUCUUUGUUUUGGUAUGUCUCUCUCCCUUUUCAGUGGAAAACCCAUCUGAGUUCACCAAUAAAUCCGGAAAACCCACCAGUACACUAUGCAAGCACUGUGUUCAGAUUGCAGUCUUCAAGUGCCCAGGUUCUCGAUUACUGCAACUCCUCGAAAGUUUGCUUCUUUUGUUUCCACCCUGAGCCCCUCCAAGGCUGGAACUAGGUUGUGUUUGCCUUUUGGUUGUGGGAGGUACAAGCCCAUUACAAGGAGUCUGUGGGAUGGGUUUGAGGUGCAGUGUGCAUCCUCCGAUGGAGAAAGUGGUGAUGAAUUUUACAUGAGAAGAUGUGUGGAGCUUGCAAGGAAGGCUAUUGGGUAUACCAGCCCCAAUCCAUUGGUGGGAUGUGUUAUUGUAAAGAAUGGGAUAGUUGUUGGAGAAGGGUUCCACCCUAAAGCAGGGCGACCGCAUGCUGAGGUGUUUGCUCUGAGAGAUGCUGGUGAUUUGGCACAAAAUGCAACUGCUUAUGUGAGCUUGGAACCUUGUAAUCACUUUGGUAGGACUCCACCUUGUACUGAAGCUCUAAUUAAAGCCAAAGUGAAAAAGGUUGUUGUUGGGAUGGUGGACCCAAAUCCCAUAGUUGCCUUCAAAGGGGUGGAAAGAUUGAGAGAUGCAGGAAUUGAAGUUGUUGUGGGUGUAGAGGAAGAGUUGUGCAAGAGCCUCAACGAGCCUUACAUUCAUCGCAUGUUGACGGGAAAGCCUUUCCUUAGUUUGAGAUAUUCUCUUUCUGCCAAUGGAAACUUUUUGAACUUGCUUGGGAAUGGAGCUGCAGACUGUGGUGGUUACUAUUCAAGGCUAUUACAGGAAUAUGAUGCAGUGGUAAUGUCUUCUUCUUUUUUCACUGAAAACUUUAAAGUACCUGCAUCUCAAGAACCUGGAGCCAACCAACCAAUUCGGAUUGUAAUACAUAAAGAUCCUAGUUCUUUAAAUCAAGUUCUAUCAUCCAUCAAUGACAUCACAAGCAAAAUCAUAAUCUUCACUGAAAAUAAAGCGAGAACAGCUCCAGAAGUGGCUCAACAAGGAAUUGAAACUGUAGCUCUGGAUCAAAUAAAUCUGGAUGUGAUCUUGGAUUAUUGUAAUCGUCAAGGAUUGUGCAGUGUUCUAUUAGAUAUUAGAGGGAGUUUCAGUGAGUUUGAAGUGCUUGUUAUGGAGGCUAUGGAGAAGAACUAUAUUAAUAAAUUUAUCACAGAAAUUUUGCCUGUUUGGAACAAACGUACUGAGCCAGAUCCUCUACAGACAUUGAAGAGCUUAGAGCAAGGAAUGAAAGUGCUAAAUUUGAAGUCGAAGACCUCAGAUCAGAGUGUUAUAAUUGAGGGAUAUUUUAAAUCUGAGUAAAUGGAGCCAUAGGUGCUCACAACUUCCAUUUAUCAAUAUUUCAAUGUCAUGGUAUUUCCAAGGAAUUGUUUGCUGUAGGCUGUUAAUGUGUUUUUCUGGCGGAAACUAGAGGGUAUUGUAACCAAUGAUUUUUGUUUUCA